Messenger RNA from Bombina bombina (fire-bellied toad), 1186 nucleotides. RefSeq lists its product as uncharacterized. The transcript is spliced from 4 exons. Bases 174 to 839 code for a protein of 221 amino acids. NCBI's taxonomy places the organism in Eukaryota, Metazoa, Chordata, Amphibia, Anura, Bombinatoridae. The record is from RefSeq and is a predicted model, not a curated record.
UGCCUCCCAUGGACAGGAAACCGGUUUGUCUCAUAUCAUUGUCCUCUCACAAACGCUUGUCACUUCACUUGUGCUCCAGGAACUUUCAUACUGAUGGUCUUGUGAUUUGAGCAAUCUCUCUCUUUCACUACGUGACGGUUGAGGUUAUAAUCCGAGCACUUUCUCAGAUCAUCAUGUCUGUCUUCUCAUGCUGGGGUUGCUGUGUAGAAGCCAGCAAGGAAGAGAGAGAACCAAUUGCACAAGCCAGGCCUCUAAAGACAAGCAAAGAGCUAAGCAAAGGGGAGACGCUUUUAAUCAGGAAUGUAAAUGUGACAGAUAUCGACCAAACAUUUACAAAUGUUGCUGUUGCCUACAAUGAGCAGGUGGAGCACUGCAGAACUAUAAAUGACUGCAUCUCUGGAUUAGCAGACAUUAGUUGUUCAGAACCCAGUCUUUCUAGCUGCUUAAGGAGGUUGCAGGAAAGACAUGAUGACUGUGACAUCAAGGUACACAUGGAAGGAUUUAAUUUUUCUCUUGUGGUGAACCCAGAAAACCAUGUUAAAGAAGACCUGCAACAAGCCCAAGAGCUCAUCCAAAAGCUGAGCCGUGCAGCCAAACUUAUUAACAGAAACAAAACUAUGCUGGAAGAAAUGAUCAACUCUUUGAUGCGCAACAAGACAGAGAUGGAAGACAAGAUUGACACUCUUAAUGUAGGUCACUUGGACCACAUAAGAUUUAGAGACAAUCUGGUAGCAAAUUUCCAAAAUAUAAAUAAAGCUAAACAGUUGUCCAAGGAGUACGAGGAAGAAGCAAAUAAAGUUCUUAAAGAAAUUGCCAACCUAUCUGGCUCCGCAGAUUGAUGGACUCUUCCAAAAUCUCACAAGCAGUGUGUAUGCUUCAGUUCACUGUAUCAUGGUUUUUCAAUAUCUAGACAAAGAGAUUAAGCUAAAUGAAGAAAAGAUUCUGACUUAUAUGUCAUUUGAGUUAUAUGUCCAUCUUAGUAAAGAAUCCCAUUUUUGAUAAUAUCUCCAUAGUUCUAAGACCCUAUAUUGAGCAAACCUGUUUUAUUAAGCACCACCCUUGCGACUUCUGCUUUCUAAAAGAUCACUAGUUUAUAUCUAAGAAAGCAACAUCUUUUAGACAUCAAAUUGACUAAACUAUAAUGAAGUCUUAGAGCUUUCAAGAAAAUAAAUGAGGGUAUGAAGCA